AUGCCGCCGCGCCGCCGAAUUGAGGCUUUUCGAGAAGCCAUCGACAUAAGAAGAAAUGAGGGCCAUUCUAAUGAUCAGAUCUAUGCGUUUUUAAACGAAGCGCUGGUGGCUGAUCGCGGCAGCACGAUCUCGUUUCGUACCUUCAAGAGACAACUGUCCGAUUGGGGUCUGACUGCUUCAGUCCCAAGCCAUCAAAAGCUUCAGCCUUUAUAUGAAGAUAUCUGCGAUCUGUAUUACGAAGGUGUAUCAAUUCAAGAUAUCCUAGUCAAUAUCAAUUCCCAGCUUCAAUUGAGGAAUAAUGUACCUAUUAGCGAACGAACCUUGUACAAUCAACUUGAACGAUGGGGCUUAAAUAGCCGGCAUAAGGCUUUGGAGGUCUCUGGAGACCUAAUCAAUCGGGUCAAAUACUAUUUCUUCAACUUUGGCUUCUCUGAUCUCUCAAUUCUUCGUGAUCUACAACGAGAGGGCUAUUCUGAAGCAAAUCGAUGGAUGAUACGGCGAAUCCGGUACUGCUAUGGCAUGAAGCGGCGAUAUCGAAUACCUGAAGAAAGAGAAGAAACCCUUAAUCGUGCAAUUGAAUUCCUGCACCAAGACCUUCAGCAGCGCACAGCUAUCCUUGGCUUUGGUAAAGGACUUCUUUAUCAAUACGUUCGUCAACAGGCACAGCUGGCUGUAUCACAACGCCGUUUAUAUGAUUAUUAUCGCUCUGUUUUCCCUGAAGAAGUUGCAGGUCGCCGCGACGGCAAUUUUAAACAACGAGGAGACUUCAAAGUACCUGGCCCAAACUUCCUAUGGUCUCUUGAUGGCUACGAAAAGCUGAAGAGGUUUGGAUUUCAGGUUUACGGCUGUAUUGAUGCGUAUUCGCGGUGCAUUAUCUGGUUCUUUAUUGGAAGGUCAGCUACGACUUCAAUAAGCACUCUAAAGCAGUACCUUCAGGCCGUUCAAAGACUGCAAAUGCGACCCUUCUUCACAAGAUCUGACUGUGGCGUCGAAACCCCUCUGUGGGCAGCAGCGCAAGCAGCCCUUGCCAAAGCCGGUCCAAAGAAGCUUAAAUACACUGAUGAAGACGGAAUUAGCCACUAUUACGAACAAGGUGAUCGGCUAGAUAGCUGUCAUCUCUAUGGACCAAGCACAAGAAACGUGAAGAUUGAAUCCUGGUGGCGUCAGCUACGAGGAGGCGCUACAGAUCGUUGGAUAACCUUCUUUAAUGAGCUUGCCGGCUACGCGAUUUUUAGGGAUAAUAACCUCGCUGAUCAGAUAGCUAUGUAUGCUAUCUAUGGUCCUAUUAUUCGAGACGAAUUAGGUCAAUUUGUGCGUUUGUGGAACGGUCAUAUUAUCCGCAACCAGCCAAAUCGACCAAAUGUUCGAUCUGGCAUUCCAAUGGACCUAUAUCACACCACGGAGGACCCAAAUUGGGGCGUUUCUCUCAGCCAAGAUGACAAUAGCCCUGAUCAGCAGUUACUUCAUAAUAUGCUGAGUCCGCUUGAGCACAUUGACAUCGAAACGCUGCUGCCAGAAGAGACAGAGGCUUGGUGUAAUCAGCGGCUCCAAGAAAUCGGAUUUGAGGCUCGACUAGACCUUGAAGAUGACUCCAAACGCCCACAUGUCGAUAAAUUUAUUCAGCUACGAGAUCUAAUUGAAAGUCAUCAAAAAACAGCAUCUCUGCCAAUCCUACAGCCAGUGUAG
Molecule: messenger RNA, 1686 nt
Organism: Metarhizium robertsii ARSEF 23
Lineage: Eukaryota; Fungi; Ascomycota; Sordariomycetes; Hypocreales; Clavicipitaceae
Exons: 1
Coding region: 1-1686 (561 amino acids)
Source: RefSeq, a predicted model, not a curated record